Molecule: messenger RNA, 1155 nt
Organism: Melampsora larici-populina 98AG31
Lineage: Eukaryota; Fungi; Basidiomycota; Pucciniomycetes; Pucciniales; Melampsoraceae
Exons: 7
Coding region: 1-1155 (384 amino acids)
Source: RefSeq, a predicted model, not a curated record
AUGUUGGUAAUACUUCACUUACAGCUAUCCACCCUUGGAUAUCCAGGUUUGAUAGCAAAAUUAGAUGAUGUGCAACAAAUGGUAAAAGCACCACUGACAGUAGAAGAAGCAAUAGCAUCUCACCCAGACUUGUCAAACCAACUGGUUCAACAUGCUCAUAAGGCUUUUGACAACAAACCUCAAUAUGGCAUACUUGCAAACAUCAUCAAGAGUGGUCUCAUUGAUAUCCUAUCAUCAAAUCCAGAAUCUUGGAGCAAGGAGUUGAUCAAAUAUACUCACACAGUACUUACAACACCGCCAAUCCAACCUACAGUUCAUCCUGUUCACAAAACAAUUCAAAAACUUUUUAUGUUAGAAUGUCUGAAUCUUUUAUCAACUUUGAAGGAUCUCUCAAUUGAAUCAUCACAAAUGAUUUUGAGCUUCUUGGUAAACUUGUAUCAAUUGAACAAUAUGAGUACUCACUCACUCACAUCUGCUCAUUCCUUAAGGCUUGGAAUGGAUAAAACUAUUGAAUUAUAUAAGAUGAAGAUUUUGACUCAUCUUUCUCUACUCAAAUCAUUAGUGAUUGCCCUCCAAGCUAUCAUAGAGAACUCUUUGAAUUCUGGAUAUCAAGUACAUUUCAGUCUUUAUGUCAGGGUGAAGGGUGGAUUUCAGGAUGUGUUAGAAUCACAAGUCAUUCUCACAAGGAUGAUAAAGACAUCUCAUCUCUUCCCUCUCAAGGAUACACAAGGUGGUAAUAUCUUUAUGUCUUGGGCUGAUAAGGAAUCAAGGUCAUAUACCAAUAGAAUUGUGACAUACAUUCAAUCUUUGGAAAAUGAGGUAAAGGUUGAAGAAUUUCUUACAAUUCAAAAACAUCUUGGACUCAAUGGUAUCACAAUCUUUGGUGAUAGUUGGAAUUUUCAAGAAAAGAAAAAGAUUCUUGAGUUUUGGUUCAAUUGUCUAGAAUUCUUUUUAAAAAUUAACAAAGAAUUCACUUCAGAUGAAUCAAAAAUCAAAUUAGAACACUUGAUCUGUAAAGACUUGAAAAGGAGUAUUAUUGCUGUAGAAGAAUUUUUGAUAGAUCGAGAAUCUCAACUUUUGAAUUCUUCUGGUGAAGAUCCUUUAAUUUCUCAAUUCUUGACAUUUUAUAAAAAGAACUUGAGCCUAAUAUUGUAG